AUGGCAUACAACGGUCCUGGCGGUGGCCAAGGCGGGGGACACCCGCUACAGGAUCUCCCCUCGGGCAGUAGCUAUCACCUGCCCCCUCACGAGGAGGAAGAACAAGCCGGACGAUAUCUGCUGAACGAGCCUGGCUCGCAUGGCUACGAGCAUGAUCGCCUCGGCGCCGGGACUCCUCCCGACCGCCCUGUUUCAGCUUACAGUCUCACCGAGUCUUAUGCUCCUGGAGCCUCGCCCAUCGGCACUCCUGGUCUGGGCAGCGACAACGGAUACGGCCAGUACGGCCAGGGCCAAGGAUACGAUUUCCCUCGCCCCGCCUCUACUGUCCACGACAACGAUGACGACAGCUGGGUUCAGAGACAGCAGCAGCCCGCCGGUGGUGGCCUGAAGCGUUACAACACCCGAAAGGUCAAGCUUGUCCAGGGUUCCGUUCUGAGUAUCGACUACCCCGUGCCCAGUGCCAUCAAAAACGCAGUUGAGCCCAAGUACCGCGAUGUUGAGGGCGGCAACGAGGAGUUUGUCAAGAUGCGAUACACGGCGGCUACCUGUGAUCCCAAUGACUUCACCCUGAAGAACGGUUACGAUUUGCGGCCGCGAAUGUACAACCGUCACACCGAGCUCCUGAUUGCCAUUACAUACUAUAACGAAGACAAGGUUCUGCUUGCCAGAACUCUGCACGGUGUGAUGCAGAACAUUCGUGACAUUGUCAACCUGAAGAAAUCGACCUUUUGGAACAAGGGAGGUCCUGCCUGGCAGAAGAUCGUUGUGUGCUUCGUCUUCGACGGUAUCGACAAGGCUGACAAGAACACCCUGGACGUGCUCGCCACCAUUGGUGUGUACCAGGACGGUGUCGUCAAGAAGGAUGUCGACGGCAAGGAAACCGUCGCUCACAUCUUCGAGUACACCAGUCAGCUUUCCGUCACGCCUAACCAGCAGCUCAUCCGACCUUCUGGUGACAGCCCUCAGAAUCUGCCCCCUGUUCAGUUCAUCUUCUGCUUGAAGCAGCAGAACACCAAGAAGAUCAACUCCCAUCGUUGGUUGUUCAAUGCCUUUGGCCGAAUCCUAAACCCCGAAGUCUGCAUUCUUCUUGAUGCUGGUACCAAGCCUAGCCCGCGCUCGCUGCUGGCUCUGUGGGAGGGCUUCUACAACGACAAGGAUCUUGGUGGUGCUUGUGGUGAGAUUCACGCCAUGUUAGGCAAGGGCGGCAAGAAGCUGCUCAACCCCCUGGUCGCUGUGCAGAACUUUGAGUACAAGAUCUCCAACAUUCUCGACAAGCCUCUUGAGAGUUCGUUUGGCUACGUCUCUGUGUUGCCCGGUGCCUUCUCGGCCUACCGAUUCCGAGCCAUCAUGGGACGCCCUCUGGAGCAGUAUUUCCACGGUGACCAUACCCUGUCCAAGAUUCUUGGUAAGAAGGGUAUCGACGGCAUGAACAUUUUCAAGAAGAACAUGUUCUUGGCCGAAGAUCGUAUUCUCUGUUUCGAGCUGGUCGCCAAGGCCGGUCAGAAGUGGCAUUUGACCUACAUCAAGGCCGCCAAGGGUGAAACAGAUGUGCCCGAAGGUGCUGCCGAAUUCAUCAGUCAGCGUCGUCGUUGGCUCAACGGUUCGUUUGCCGCCUCUCUGUAUUCGCUGAUGCACUUCGGCCGAAUGUACAAGUCUGGUCACAACAUCAUCCGCAUGUUCUUCUUGCACAUUCAGCUCAUUUACAACUUCCUCAACGUCAUCUUCUCCUGGUUCUCUCUGGCUUCUUACUACCUCACCACCACCGUCAUUAUGGACCUUGUGGGUACCCCGGUUAUUGCCUCAUCCAACUCGUCUGAGCAUCACGGCUGGCCCUUUGGAGACGAGGCAACGCCUAUUAUCAACACGCUUCUGAAGUACCUCUACCUCGCAUUCGUUAUCCUGCAGUUUAUUCUUGCCCUGGGUAACAGACCAAAGGGUUCCAAGUUCACCUACAUUGCUUCCUUCAUGGUAUUUGCUUUGAUCCAGGGCUACAUCUUGGUUCUUUCCGUCUUCUUGGUCGUUCAAGCUUUCAACACACCUAUCCAGGAUCAGAUCAACUUUGACUCUGGAGAAGAUUUCGUCAAGAGUUUCUUCUUCGGAGCGGGUGCUGCAGGUGUCAUUAUCAUUGCCCUGAUCACCAUUUACGGUCUGUACUUCAUUGCCUCUUUCCUCUAUCUCGACCCUUGGCACAUGUUCCACUCUUUCCCCCACUACCUGUUGCUCAUGUCGACCUACAUCAACAUUCUCAUGGUCUACGCGUUCAACAACUGGCACGAUGUGUCUUGGGGUACCAAGGGUUCCGAUAAGGCUGAGGCUCUCCCGUCUGCCAACGUCCAAAAGGGCGAGAAGAACGAAGUUGUCGUCGAAGAAAUUGAGAAGGAGCAGGAGGAUAUCGACAGUCAGUUCGAACAGACUGUCCGACGAGCCCUGGCCCCCUUUAAGGAGGAGGAAGAGGUCGAGAAGAAGGACGUCGAGGACGGUUACAAGUCUUUCCGUACCGGUCUGGUCGUCUCUUGGCUGUUUUCCAACAUUAUCCUCAUCAUCGGUGUCACUACCGACGACUUUGCCCAGUCUGGUUUGGUGGGAACCGCAUCCAGCCGCACUGCCAACUUCUUCAAGUUCCUUCUUUACGCUACGGCCGUGCUGUCCCUUAUCCGCUUCAUAGGUUUCCUCUGGUUCCUGGGUAAGACGGGUCUCAUGUGCUGCUUCGCUAGAAGGUAA
Molecule: messenger RNA, 2721 nt
Organism: Trichoderma harzianum CBS 226.95
Lineage: Eukaryota; Fungi; Ascomycota; Sordariomycetes; Hypocreales; Hypocreaceae
Product: glycosyltransferase family 2 protein
Exons: 3
Coding region: 1-2721 (906 amino acids)
Cellular component (GO): cell periphery; cell septum
Molecular function (GO): chitin synthase activity
Source: RefSeq, a predicted model, not a curated record